Molecule: messenger RNA, 3258 nt
Organism: Pochonia chlamydosporia 170
Lineage: Eukaryota; Fungi; Ascomycota; Sordariomycetes; Hypocreales; Clavicipitaceae
Product: flavin-containing amine oxidase
Exons: 2
Coding region: 1-3258 (1085 amino acids)
Molecular function (GO): protein binding; oxidoreductase activity
Source: RefSeq, a predicted model, not a curated record
AUGGACAUACCUAUAAACAGUCUCCCGAACGGGGCAAAAGGUCUCAUGGGCGAUUCCUUCGUACGUAGCGACAGUGCAUAUUCGUCAACAAUGCUCAACACACAAGCAAUAUCUCACUCACCGUCCAACCAACCGAUACUUGAGGCAAGCCAGCCUGAAGCGAUCAAUCGGGGAGUCACCCAAUUCUCAGAAAAUGAGUCAGGAGAUGCGGUGGAUUCGAUGGAAGGACUCGAUAGUAUAGAAGUUUAUGUGGAUGAAAGUGGUGGUGAAGAGCAAUCGUCCUUGGCGGAUGACGGCAUAGCGGGAAGACAGGAAGAUGGCCGCAAGACAUUGCACGUUGCGGACCACGAUGCCGCCAUCGACUCUUUCGGUUCUUCCAUUUCCGUUGUCACGGAACCCUCAGAAGCAUCCUCGUCAUCCAUCGUCUCAAGUAAAGCUACAACGCCGAUAGAAACGGAAUUUGCAAGGUUUCAACAAGGUGAUAAAGUGAGCCAACGACUUGCACCGAGAGCCUACCACCGUAGUCACGAACGACUGAACUUUACGGUCCGACCCAAAUCGUCGAUUCCCACAGAUAUUCCAGUUCAACAACACGCCACUGAGUGCCUUGAUGCUGCAGAGUCAUCCAGAUUAAAUCCAUAUGCCUUACACCCGGAAGAGUAUCACCUCCUGCGAUAUCACAUCUCUCACAGCCAAGUUACAACGUAUCUGAACAUAAGGAAUGCCAUCUUGCGUAUCUGGUUACAAAAGCCAUGGGCUAGUGUAUCAAGACAAGCAGCGGUUGGCUGCGCAAAUGCAAGGUGGUUUGAUGCCGCAAAUGUGUGCUAUGACUGGCUUGUUCGCAGAGGAUACAUUAAUUACGGUUGUGUCAAGCUGCCUGAGCCAUCUGUGGCGAAGAGUAAGCGACCAUCAAAUGGUAGAAAGCAGAGGAAAAUAGCCGUAAUUGGCGCCGGUGUUUCGGGUUUGGCAUGUGCCAGGCAACUGGAAGGGCUCUUUAAGCAGUAUGCGGAAAGAUUCUAUGACAUGGGUGAAGAUAUCCCAAUGGUGGUUAUCCUCGAGGGACGAAGUCGCGUUGGCGGCAGGGUAUAUUCUCGGGAAUUCAAGACAAAGCUUGAUAAACGAAGAAAGCCAGAUUUCGAAGCUAAGAGACAUACAGCAGAAAUGGGAGGAAUGAUCAUAACUGGCUUUGAGCGUGGCAAUCCCAUCAACGUCUUAGUUCGGGGACAACUCGGUCUGCCGUAUCAUGCUCUAACGGCUGAAACCACCAUCUAUGACAGCAAUGGUAAGCCCGUAGACCCAGUUCGAGACGAGCUAGUGGAAAAGCUUUACAACGAUUGCUUGGAGCGGGUUAGUGAGUUCAAGUUCAAACCGCAGCCCUCAAAAUUGAUUGAGGGGAACCAUGACCUCCUCGAUGAAGGACGUGAUAGCCCAGGAGAUGGAAGCAAAACGAUAUUGCAAGCGGAAGAAGCAACGGCAGCACUGCCAGACGCGCCGUCAGUUUCCCAGCAGAACGUUCCGGACAAGGUCAACCUCGUUCCAGUAUCUGCGGACAAGCUGACUGGCCGAGUACACAAUCAACCAGGUGUCCCAGCGUCUGAAAAGGUCGCGGAAAAGGCAAGAAUGAUGGGCUGGAGCCUCAAGUCGGGAGCUAGCGAAGACUUUGGUCUGAAUCUUGAGGACGCUGUAUCCCGAGAGGGAUCGACGCUGGGGUCGGCAGUCGACCAUGGAAUCACUCGAUACAAGGAUUUGGUUGAUCUGACACCACAGGACUUUCGCCUAUUCAACUGGCAUGUUGCCAAUUUGGAGUACAGCAACGCUACAAAUCUGCAUAACCUAAGUCUCAAGUUGUGGGAUAUUGAUGCCGGAAACGAAUGGGAGGGGAACCACACCAUGGUCGUUGGCGGUUACCAAAGUGUCGCCCGUGGACUGCUUCAGUGUCCCACGCCUCUUGAUGUAUCUACUAAAUUCGCGGUCAAGAGCAUCAGGUAUCACAACACAAGCUUUGGUGGCUCGGCAACAAUCGAAUCGGAAGACGGCGUCACGGUACAUGCCGACAAUGUUGUUUGCACCAUGCCUCUAGGUGUCCUCAAACAAGGAAAUGUCAGCUUUGAACCCCCACUGCCUGAUUGGAAGACCGGCGCAAUAGAUCGCCUGGGGUUCGGAAUUCUGAACAAAGUCGUGCUUGUGUACAAGGAGAUAUUUUGGGAUCCGGAUCGACACAUCUUUGGAGUAUUGAGAAACGCCACCAAUAGGCACAGCACAUCACAAGAAGACUAUUCCCUCAACCGUGGUCGCUUCUUCCAGUGGUUCAAUGUUACCAACACAACAGGACUUCCAUGCCUUAUUGCCCUCAUGGCUGGCGAUGCCGGCUUUGAAACCGAACGCUCCAGCAAUGACAGUCUGGUCGAGGAAGCCACACAAAUCCUACGGGGUGUAUUUGGAAGCAAGGUUCCGUAUCCCGUCGAGUCUGUAAUCACGCGCUGGGGUUCCGACCGCUUUGCCAGAGGAAGCUACUCCUCCGCCGCUCCGGGAAUGAAACCAGACGACUACGACAGCAUGGCCAGAUCAAUUGGCAACCUCAGCUUUGCGGGUGAACACACCAUUGGCACACACCCGGCCACUGUUCACGGCGCCUACCUGUCGGGCCUGCGGGCAGCAUCCGAGAUUCUAGACGGCAUACUGGGGCCUAUUGAGGUCCCCACGCCCCUUAUCCUUCCAAAGGACUCGCUCCUCUUGCAAAAGCGCAAAGAAGCUGCCAAAGACCCUCGGCAGGCCCGUUUAGAAGCAUACGAACUCGAAAUCUGGGAUCACAUUCGAGAUAAAAUCGGCGAGCGUCCUACUCGCCCCAACAAAGUCGCAGGAAAUGCAUACCUUCUCUACAGCAAGGCACACCUAGAGGAAGCUCGCAAACGAUGCGAAGAGAACCGUAAACCAGGAAAGGGGCGCAGCAUUCCCAACGAGGUACGCAUCAUGACAUCCAAAAUGUGGAAAGACACCACCCCGGAGCAGCGACAGCCAUACGAAGAACAAGCCGCAGAGCAAAAGAGAGCAUACAAUGAGGCUCUGCAGGUAUUCAAUGAAAUAGCCCAUGAAUGGGACCAAAAGGCCAUUUCCCUACGCGCCGAAUACGAGAGGGAUCAUCCUAGCGUUCCCAGGCCAGAGGAACUACGUGAGCAGCAAGGGACGCCUAAUAAAUACCGACGCGCAAAGCAGGUCAGUUAUGCUGAGGACCGUGACACCACGGAUAUGGACUUGUAA